ACCCACAAUGAUAAAAUAAUCCCACCAGACGACGACGACGAAGACGAGGAAGAAGAAGAAGAAGAAGCAGAAGCAGAAGCAGAAGCAGAACCGUUCGUCGCUGCGCUGCGCUGGUGAAGAAGAAAUUAAUAGGACUCUCUCUCUCUUCUCUCUCACUCUGAAAUGGCUUCUCUCUGCAACCUCACCAGCAGCUCACUCCUCAGCCAGUCUCUCUUCAGUCCAUCUUCUCUUUCAGUCACUCGAACUCCUCCCUCUCCCUUCUCCAUUUCCAGUUCAAAGUCAUCAUCUCCGAAGAGCGUCGAACAUGGUGACGAUGGGGACUGCGAGCUGAAAAUUACCUCCCCAAAUAAGAGACUUUCGGAGCAAUCUUCUUGGGAAGCUAAGGACGCCCUUGGCAGAGACUACCUCUUCCGCCUAGGGCAAGAGGCCGACAACAUGAACAUCGCUGUCGGGGCAAGAGCUGGAGUGAUCGAUGACCUCUUCGCCGGCAAUUUUCUUGGAAAAGAUUCCGACAUAGUCUUCGAUUACCGUCAGAAGGUGACUAAGUCAUUCGAGUACCUCCAAGGGGAUUAUUACAUCGCUCCUCUCUUCAUGGAUAAAGUUGUAUGCCACAUUGUCAAGAAUUUCAUAGCUCACCUGCUCAAUGUCAAAGUUCCUCUUAUACUAGGUAUCUGGGGAGGAAAAGGGCAAGGGAAGUCGUUUCAGACUGAACUAAUCUUCCAAGCCAUGGCAGUUGAGCCCAUUAUCAUGUCUGCUGGGGAACUCGAAUCAGAAAGAGCUGGAGAACCAGGCAAAUUGAUACGGGAACGCUACAGGACAGCUUCUCAAGUGAUACAGAACCAAGGCAAGCUGAGCUGCUUAAUGAUCAAUGAUAUUGAUGCUGGACUCGGUCGAUUUGGAAACACCCAAAUGACAGUCAACAAUCAAAUUGUUGUUGGGACACUGAUGAAUUUAUCGGACAAUCCUACAAGAGUUAGCAUUGGACAAGAUUGGCGAGAAUCUGAUAUCACAAAGAGGGUGCCCAUUAUUGUCACUGGAAAUGACUUUUCAACUAUCUAUGCUCCCUUGAUACGUGAUGGAAGGAUGGAGAAAUUUUACUGGCAGCCUAACCAUGAAGAUAUCGUGAAUAUUGUUCACAGAAUGUAUGGGAAGGAUGGCAUAUCGAAGGAAGAAGUUGUAAGUGUUGUCAACACCUUCCCUAGUCAAGCUUUGGACUUCUACGGGGCUCUUAGGUCCCGAACUUAUGACAGGUCCAUUUUAAAGUGGAUUGAUGAUAUUGGGGGAAUUGAGAAUCUUGGAGCGAGACUUCUGAAAGGAAGAAAAGAUGAAGAGUUUCCGGUGUUCACUCCGCCACAGUAUUCGAUAGAGAUGAAGCAAUGGGCUUUCUUUCUUGCAUGGAAAUUUUGUGCAGCAAACGGUGGAGGCGUUACUUGAAUCAGGGCAUUCUCUUUUGAAAGAGCAGCAGCUGAUAAUGGAGAAUAAGCUCUCGAAGGAGUACAUGAAGAACAUGGAUGAUUAGAAAAAAAAAAAAAAGGCUAGCAAGGCAGUUCUUCGUUGCUGCAAUGUUUUUGCUGUUAAUUCUCAUGAUUUCCUUCAUGAGAUAACAGCGGCACUUAGUAGUGUCUAGCGAGCAUGGUUUAAUUAGUUUAUUCGUUGUUGGUAACAUUAUCCUUGAAAGCUCAUUGUGGUUUAGAUCCUUUAAUUUAAGUUGGUCAUGGCUUAUAUAAGAUCUCAGUAUAAACAUUAGAUGAAGAUGAUUCCUUGUUGGUUACUAUAUAAAAUAUCUUUUAAAAUUUUUUUAAAAAAAAA
Punica granatum (pomegranate) is the source of this 1809-nucleotide messenger RNA. Lineage: Eukaryota; Viridiplantae; Streptophyta; Magnoliopsida; Myrtales; Lythraceae. The record is from RefSeq and is a predicted model, not a curated record.